Messenger RNA from Passer domesticus (house sparrow), 1854 nucleotides. Its product is annotated as basic proline-rich protein-like. The transcript has a single exon. The record is from RefSeq and is a predicted model, not a curated record. The coding region runs from base 1 to 1854 and encodes 617 amino acids. NCBI's taxonomy places the organism in Eukaryota, Metazoa, Chordata, Aves, Passeriformes, Passeridae.
AUGGCAGGCGGCGGGCGAGGGGUAACCAAGACCCCUCCGAUGUCGGGGUGCCCCGAGAGCAGCACGCGGUGUCCCCAGGUGUGGCCGUGGGCACGGAGCGGCCCCGUUUGCGUAAGAGCACCGGGCGAGCGCCGUGCCAGGGCCUCGCCCGCGCAGCAGCAGCUCCGGGCGGGGCCGGGGACAGGGACAGAGUCACCGCCCGGCACCGGAGCCGCGACUCCCACACUGGAACCGGCACCGGGGCAGCCCCGGGGACCCGCCCGGCCGGUGCCGCGCAGGACCGGCCGAGCUCACGGGCAGCACACGGAGAGCCCGGGCACCGGGACCGAACCGGGACGGCCGGUGCUGCCCGGCCCGGACCGCCGGGGCCUCCCCGCCCCGAGCGCGGCCGCUCCCCAGCGCCGCACGGCGGAGUCCGCGCGGCUCCGGUGCCGCCCAGCCCGGAACCACCGACGGGCACGGCCCUGGCCCGGGCACGGCCGCUCCAACUCCGCUCACCGGACCACUCCCCGCCGCCAGCCCGCUCCUCCGGACCCUCCCCGCUCACCGGAGCGACCCCUGCCCGGUUCCGCCGGCCUGCUGCCGCUCACCGCCGGUCCCCCACGCCCGGUGCUCGCUGACUCGGCUCCAUUCACCGUCGCUCCCGGUGCCCCGCCCCGCUCACCGUCGCUCCCCGUGCCCGGUACGCCAGUCCCGCUCACCACCGCCACCCGUUCCCGGUGUCCCGGCCCCGCUCACCGUCCCUCCCUGCCCGCUCCCGGUGUCCCGGCCCCGCUCACCGUCCCUGCCCGCCCGCUCCCGGUGUCCCGGCCCCGCUCACCGUCCCUCCCUGCCCGCUCCCGGUGUCCCGGCCCCGCUCACCGUCCCUCCCUGCCCGCUCCCGGUGUCCCGGCCCCGCUCACCGUCCCUCCCUGCCCGCUCCCGGUGUCCCGGCCCCGCUCACCGUCGCUCUCCGCCGCCCGCCCGCUCCUGCCCGAACAAAAGGCGAGCAGCGCCCCGCGCACCGCCCCGCCCGCCCCAGGCCCCGCCCCCGCGCCGCCCCGUCGCUAUUGGCUGCCCCGCACGCCCAUCAACUCCUGGGCGCGCCGGGCCCCGCCCCCGCCGGACGUGUUUAUCCGCUCCCCAUUGGCGGGGGCGCGGCCGCCCCGCCCUCUACCCGCAGGUGAUUGGACAGCGGGGCGGGAUGGGCGGGGCGAGGCGGCGGCGGAGCAAGGGCGCGACCACGAGGGGACCACCUGGGUGACGUCAGUGGGCGUGGCCAGGUGGGGCCGGGAGCCGCCCCUGGGCAGGGCCGGGGGCGCGGGGACUCCCGAGCAGUGCGGGACCCCCGGGCCAUGCGGGACCCCCGAGCCGUGCGGGAAUUCCGGAGCAUGCGGGACCCCCGGGGUAUGCGGGACCCCCGAGCCCUGCGGGGACCCCCGAGCCGUGCGGGACCCCCGGGCCAUGCGGGACCCCUGGGGUAUGCGGGACCCCCGAGCCCUGCGGGGACCCCCGAGCCCUGCGGGACCCCCGGGGUAUGCGGGACACCCGAGCAGUGCGGGAAUUCCGGAGCAUGCGGGACCCCCGGGUUGCACGGGGACCCCUGGACCGUGCGGGACCCCGAGCCAUGCGGGACCCCCGGGCCGUGCGGGACCCCCGAGGCAGGAGCGGGGGCGGCUGGAAGCGGCGUGCGGGAAGGGCUCGGGGCUGCUGGCGCUGCGUCAGCCCGGUCCCCGCCGGACCGGUCCAGCCGGGUGCUGCCGCCGCGUCCCGGGCGAAGCCGCCGCCAGCCAGUGCCCGAGUCAUCCAUCGGAUGUGUCCCAGCCCACCUCAGGACCCCCAGGUGUGGGGAGCGGGAGGAUUCUGCCCCGGUGA